Anopheles aquasalis is the source of this 2534-nucleotide messenger RNA. RefSeq lists its product as uncharacterized. The record is from RefSeq and is a predicted model, not a curated record. Lineage: Eukaryota; Metazoa; Arthropoda; Insecta; Diptera; Culicidae. Gene Ontology annotation, biological process: regulation of transcription by RNA polymerase II. Gene Ontology annotation, molecular function: DNA-binding transcription factor activity, RNA polymerase II-specific; zinc ion binding; sequence-specific DNA binding. Gene Ontology annotation, cellular component: nucleus.
AUCCUCCGAGGUCCUGCGAAUCGCUGAAGGCGCCGAAGGAUACCCCGGAAGGAUGGCAGCUAUCGUGGCGCAGUUGUUGGAGCAGAAAAAUCUGGAACGAGUUUGCAGACUUUGCCUAGCCGAUGCCACCGAGGUCGGUGACCUGCUGCCGAUCUUUCCGAUACGCGGCGGGAAAAUAAGCAACCCAUCGGCCAUCACUAAUCGGAUACAGCAAUGCACCUCUUUGAUGAUCGAUCCUUCGAUGAAAGGUCCCCGAUGGAUCUGCGAGUUGUGCCACGUACGGCUGGAGGACUGGUACGCUUUUCGCGAGCAGUGCCUCGGUUCGGAUGAGUAUCUGCGGUUCAACAUGCGCCAGUGGAUCGACAAUGAAGCGGCCAAUAAAACGCCGGAGGAACAGGAACCAUCGAUGGUGCACGAUGGACGCGCGGAAUCGCAUUCAACUCCAAGCACAGAGCAGCCGAACCCCCGUGGUUCCAGUAGUUUGGCCCACAGGCGGAAGAGCGUGUUUGAGUGGACCGUGCCGGAUGCCAGAGGUGAUCAGAGGGUGAUUGUAGAGUUGCUGGGCGAUGAAGAAACGACUAACGGUAACGGUACCCACAAUACACUGUCCAACGGUGGCCAUCCAGCGAUCGAAACACCACCGAUGGAAGAAACGGCGAUCGUGGACCAGACGGUCCCUCCACCGGCGAAGGAAACGGUGAUGGCAUCGCCGGGUCUCGAUUGGUCGCUAGAGUUUCGGGCACGCGUCAACAGCCAGAUGCACAUCCUAGCGGGUGCUCCGCGUCCAUACGAGUGUAAAAUCUGCCGCAGCAGGUUCAAGCGACGCAACAAUCUCCGGCGACACAUCCGAGCGAACCACGCGGAUGAGAUCAUCGUGGGUGAAAGCCCAGCCGAAGAGUUUUACGCUCUAAGACCGCCGACCCUCGACAAGCAACAGCUGCGGCAACAACAGGAACAGCACCAACAACAACACGAGCUGCAUGUGCAGAGCAAUGAAGCCGCAGAACCGAACGCGUUUGCAGGUGACAAUGCAAGCGACAUGAAUAGUCAAUCCCUACAGCAGCAGCAGCAGCAGCCAGUGUAUCAGUGUACAAUUUGUCCCCGGAGCUUCAAGAUGCCAGCCCACCUAGCCGUACAUCGGAAGGCACAUUUACAGAAGGACCUGCGAGCAAAGGAGGCUGCGGCGUUGGAUCACCAACGGCAACAGCAGCAACACGAAUCACAGAUGAUGAUCCCUCCCGUACGAACAUUCGGUAGAAAAAGCGACAUCGAACCCUGUGCCAUCAUCCAGCUGUCCGAUGAUGAUGAUGACGAUGAUGAUGUGGUUGUCAAUGCGUCGCAGGGAUCUACUGCUACUGGUGGAGGUGAGACAGAAGAACAGAAUGGUAUCUACGCAACCGCCAAUGGGACUACCAACGGUUACCAGGACGAUGAGCAGGCCGACGAUGGGUUCGAUGAGGAUGAAGGUAGUCUGAAAGAGUCCUCCCUGGAACCUUCCUCCCUUGCGAUCGUCGAGCUCGGUGCCGAUGAUGAUGAGACGGAAGUGAUCAUUCCACCGGAUGUGGAUCCGUGGAAGAUGAAAAAACCGGACAGACAGCGUGCGACCCUUCCAGUCUCUUCUUCGUCCUCUUCUUCGCCACCACCAGCCCCGCUGCUGCCGAGAUCACGCCCGGGACCGCUCUCCUCCAAACGAAGACACACAACGACGGGUGGCGAUGAGACUGAGCAACUUUCAGCGUCCUCUGGGACUCCAGGGAUGCACCAGAGCGCUGUUCCUCCUAGCAGCAAGCGGUCAGCAACGUCGACGACGCCCCUGAUGCAUGCAGGCCCCAUCCCCUACAGAUGUCACUUUUGUCAGGAAACCUUCCCCCAGGAAGAACUACUAAGAUUGCACCUGAAGACGCACGGAAAUAAUGCACCGGCCCCAUUCCGUUGCGGCUGGUGCCGGAAAGGUUUCCGUUACCGACAAAACUACAUGAUCCACGUGGAGAAGCAAACGUGCCGUACACAAUCCACUGGAACCGCUGCGGCAUCGACUGUGGAGUUGUUGAACGGUGGAACCGGUGGUGGUGGUGGUGCUGCAUCGACGGUGGUACCAAGAUUAGUGGCCAAGAAACGCGCCUGGUAGUAGUAUUAUGAACCGGAUUAGACAUUACUAUACCCUCAGAUACUCAGAUAUAUGCCGAAGGAUCUUACCCCCUAGUAUUAAAUGAACUUAGUAUUUUGAAAAGAAAAAAAACGAUUAUGAAAGCAUAACACGCGUUCAUUGAUGUAGCGCUCUCUAGGUUAUGAAUUACUAGGAUAAGGAAUCGUUCUUCCUCGACCGUUCGGCGCUUCCGGUGGAACCAUGCCACGCCAUGAGGAUGGUGGGCACCAAAAGGGGGGAUGGUGGCGCAUCAACGCGUCGUCUGCCAUACAAACCAACCGCGGGUAUUUCCCGCAAAGCAUUCCUGAAAGUGUUUUAGCUUUUAGUUCUGGAUUGAGAUAGCAGCGUCCUUUCUCUCUCUCUCUCUCUCUCUCCCACACACGUUGUA